AUGAGCUAUCGCUACAAUCAUGGAUACGGGAAUGACCAAACUAAUAACGGCGAGAACCCUUUCAUGAGUUCGCGGGGCGAAAGGUCAGACCAGAGCUACGAAGAAGAUCAAAGAGAACAGGAAUACAAAGACUUUGUCAAGCAGUAUCCUACAACCUACCAAGCUCAGCAAACUACACCGUAUAACACAUCUUCUGGAGUCUUCCAAGGCAAUUCCCAGCAAAAUAGCGAGCCGUAUCCCCCGCAUGAUGGUCACCAACUACCCCAAAGUUAUAAUGUGCCCACAAUCAAUGUAUAUCAGGCGCCUCAAACAAUCCCGUUUGCACCCAAUACGGUAGCUCCCAUGACUUCAAUGAACCAUGAGACUAGUAACGAUCAAAUAUACCACAUGGACUAUGAACCUCGGAACUCUAGCGCAAAUUCAAGCACUGGCGCGGAAUACUACCCACAGGAAACCCAGCCCAUACUUGACCAUCGCAGACCUCCCCCAGCCCCUCAACCAGACUUUUUAUCAUCAAAUUUAAAUUCUUCUAGCGUCUUCUAUGACUACGAUCCCGAGGAUCCAGUUGGGUUUGUUGACCAAAACGGGGACGAUUACCAAAUCAAUACCUUCUACAACAAUGAGAAUGAAAUGGCAAACCCAUACUCAAGCGCCUUUAACUUAGGUGACUACGCUGACAACGUUGACUCAGGGGAUGAAUAUAGCAACACAAACUACGACGAUAGGCAAGAAAGAGACUUGGGGGAGUACUCUUACGAUAACGAUGCGAAUACUCUUGCCAAAAUUAGAUCUUCUACAAAUCUCCUUGAAGAUGGUGCAUCGGGGGAUGUGCUAAUGAACUCUGCAGAAAAGCUAGGCGACAAUUCAAGUGCCAGUUCUCACAACAGGCCCUCUCGGAGGCUCACCACGGUGAGAAAAUUCAAGCUGAGUAUGGGCAAUUUCAUCUUUGAUUGCCCCAUUAGCGAACACUUGAUUUCUCAAUAUGUGAGGGCUGUUGAUGAUCCAGAGAAGCUUUCCAAUGAGUUUAAGUUUAUGAGGUACCAGGCUGUGACUUGUGAGCCGGAAAUGUUCCAGUCAAACAACUUUACGCUUCGUCAACUUAAAUAUGGACUACCGCGGCAAACGGAGCUCAUGAUUGUGAUAACAAUGUACAACGAAGAUGACGUUCUUUUAGCAAGAACUCUGAAAGGUGUUAUGGAUAACAUUCGCCAUUUCACGAAAAAAACAAAUUCAUCAACUUGGGGGCCUGAUGCUUGGAAAAAAAUAGUCGUAUGCAUCGUGUCAGAUGGAAGGUCUAAAAUCAAUGAGCGUUCGCUGGCUCUCAUGAGCGCGCUAGGGUGCUAUCAAGACGGAUUUGCUAAGGGUGAGAUUAACGAUAAAAAAGUAAUUGCCCAUGUUUAUGAACACACCUCCAAAGUCAACAUUCGAGGCAUUAGGGAUGGCAAGGUUGAUCUUCUGUGUGGCGAAAAUACUGUUCCAAUCCAAUUGUUGUUUUGCUUGAAAGAAAACAAUCAAAAGAAAAUCAAUUCCCAUCGUUGGGCACUAGAGGCUUUUGCUGAGGUUUUGCAGCCAACAGUUAUUAAUUUGCUAGACGCUGGUACCAUGCCUGGGAAGGAUUCAAUUUACGAGCUAUGGCGCGAAUUCAAAGAUCCCCAGGUCGGUGGGGCAUGUGGUGAAAUUAAAACUGACUUAGGAAGAGGUUACAAGAAGCUUCUUAACCCGCUAGUUGCAUCACAAAACUUUGAGUACAAGCUUUCUAACAUUCUUGAUAAGACUACUGAAUCAAACUUUGGAUUUAUUAGCGUUUUGCCGGGUGCGUUUUCGGCUUAUAGGUUUGAGGCAAUAAGAGGCGAACCUCUUCGAAAAUAUUUCCUGGGUGAUGACUUGAAUGCGCGCUUGUUCAUGACAAACAUGUAUCUAGCCGAAGAUCGUAUUCUUUGCUUUGAAGUGGUUACCAAAAAAGACAGUAAUUGGACAUUGAAGUAUUCCAGAAGCUCGUAUGGCUCCACUGACGUCCCUGAGAAAAUCCCAGAGUUUAUUUUGCAACGAAGGAGAUGGAUGAACGGUGCCUUUUUCGCAGCCCUCUACUCCUUUUUGCAUUUUUAUAAGAUCUGGAGUAGUGGUCAUUCUUUCAUCCGGAAGCUCAUGCUCAAUUUACAGUUUGUCUACUUGUUUUUGAGUACAUUGAUAUCUUGGUUCUCUCUCAGCUCAUUUUUCCUGGUCUUCAGAAUAUUGACAAUGUCCAUUGCUGUUUCUAACAAUGAUCAAAAAGUGUUUAGAGUGUUAUCUGUGCUUUUCUUGUGGCUCUAUGGUGUCUCGAUUCUGAUUACAUUCAUCCUGUCCCUCGGUAACAAACCCAAGGGAACCUCAAAGUUCUACCUCUCGACAUUUAUCUUUUUUGCUAUCCUCAUGGUUUACAUGAUUUUCUGCUCAAUAUUUAUGAGUGUGCAUUCGAUCAGGAACAUUAUAGACAACGGAAAUGUGACAUUUGUGAGUUUGAUGAAACAGGAGACUUUUCGAGACCUGAUUGUGUCAAUGGGUUCGACCUAUUGCCUUUACCUAUUGAGUUCUGUGAUCUACCUUCAACCCAUGCAUAUGCUUACAAGUUUUGUACAAUAUUUGCUGCUCAGUCCAUCCUACAUCAACGUGCUGAAUAUCUACGCGUUUUGUAACGUGCAUGAUAUAUCAUGGGGAACUAAGGGCUUCGUUGCAAAGCCGCUAGGGAAAAUCCAUUCUAAGGAGGAUGGUACCGUGAAACUGGAGAUUCCGGUUUCAGCUCGAGAGAUUGACGCGAAUUUCAACAAGCAUCGCGAGAUAUUGAUGUCUGAGGCUCCUGAGGAAGGUCAAGAGGAGGUAUCUUUCGAGGAGAAAAAGACUAACUACUAUGCCAUGGUUCGGUCAUUGGUAAUUAUUUUGUGGGUCAUUUCCAAUUUCAUAAUAGUGGCGGUUGUAUUAGAAACUGGUGGUAUUGGUCAAUAUGAGUCUCUGGACAAAAUGCAGUCUUCAACUUCCACCGAGACUACUGUCUCUAUCCUACCACAGAGAUCGACCGUGUAUUUUUCAGUAAUACUCUGGCUUGUGGCUUUUAUGGCUGCUUUUCGCUUCAUCGGAUGCUGUCUCUACGUGGUUCAGAGAUUUUUUAGGAAGCUCCGCUUCGGUAAGUAA
Messenger RNA from Lachancea thermotolerans CBS 6340, 3165 nucleotides. RefSeq names its product chitin synthase I (gene CHS1). The coding region runs from base 1 to 3165 and encodes 1054 amino acids. Gene Ontology annotation, molecular function: chitin synthase activity. Lineage: Eukaryota; Fungi; Ascomycota; Saccharomycetes; Saccharomycetales; Saccharomycetaceae. Gene Ontology annotation, cellular component: cell periphery; cell septum. The transcript has a single exon. The record is from RefSeq and is a predicted model, not a curated record.